Molecule: messenger RNA, 3625 nt
Organism: Atta colombica
Lineage: Eukaryota; Metazoa; Arthropoda; Insecta; Hymenoptera; Formicidae
Gene: Frl
Product: formin-like protein CG32138
Exons: 17
Coding region: 1-3255 (1084 amino acids)
Biological process (GO): regulation of cell shape; cortical actin cytoskeleton organization; cell migration
Cellular component (GO): cytosol
Molecular function (GO): small GTPase binding; actin filament binding
Source: RefSeq, a predicted model, not a curated record
AUGGGUAUCGUGCAGAGUCGCAGCGGGGAGGGCGAUGGUGGUGUACGUGAGGUUUUCGUCGGCGGUGUGAAGGCUGGCAUGCCUCAUCACUCGUGUCAACUCAACAUGGGCAUGGGCAGCCUGAGUGGACCUCACACGCGCACGGGUAGCAUGCGUAGCGCACCUAGACAGCCGAUGCCGGACGCCGUCGAGCUCGAGAGGCGCUUCACCAAAGUGCUCGCCUCCAUGGAUCUACCACCGGAUAAGGCGAAACUGUUAAAACAGUAUGACAACGAAAAGAAAUGGGACAUCAUAUGUGAUCAAGAAAGAGUACAAGCUAAAGAUCCACCAUCCCAUUACUUGGCGAAAUUACGUACUUAUCUGGAUCCUACAGCAUCACGAAGCCAUCGAAAAAGAAAAAUGGUCGGAGAAUCUACAUCGACUCAAGUAUUACGUGACUUGGAAAUAUCCUUACGCACAAAUCACAUUGAAUGGGUGAGAGAAUUCUUAGACGAAGAAAAUCAAGGUUUGGAUGCUUUGAUAGACUAUCUCAGCUUUAGGUUAUUAAUGAUGCGACAUGAGCAACGACUUUUGGAAUCUUACACAAAUUCUGAAGAAAAAUUGCAAACCGCGGGCAGUGAUACCUCACCAUUAAACAACGGGUGCUUGAGGCCGCCUCUUCACGAGCUUAAAGAUAGUCCUGGGGUCAAAAGGAGAUCUCGACAUGUGGCACGCCUAAAUAUGGGUGAAGCAAAGGAUGAUAUUCAUGUUUGCAUACUGUGCAUGCGUGCCAUCAUGAACAAUAAGUAUGGAUUUAACAUGGUUAUUCAACACAGAGAAGCUAUCAACUGCAUUGCAUUAAGUUUAAUUCACAAAAGUCUGAGGACGAAAGCUUUAGUAUUGGAACUUCUCGCUGCAAUCUGUUUAGUGAAAGGUGGCCACGAGAUCAUUUUAUCAGCGUUUGAUAACUUCAAAGAAAUGUGUUCUGAGAGGAGAAGAUUUACGACACUUAUGGAAUAUUUUACUCAGUAUGAUAGUUUCCAUAUAGAGUUUAUGGUUGCUUGUAUGCAAUUCGUCAAUAUUGUCGUGCAUUCGGUAGAAGACAUGAACUUCAGAGUACAUCUACAGUAUGAAUUCACAAAGCUUGGAUUAGAUGAAUAUCUUGAGAAGCUUAGACACACAGAGAGCGAAGAUUUACAGGUUCAAAUCUCAGCUUACUUAGAUAAUGUGUUUGAUGUAGCUGCCUUAAUGGAGGAUAGUGAGACAAAGACUGCAGCAUUGGAAAAAGUAGCGGAAUUAGAAGAUGAACUUGGUCAUGCACAUGAUCGUAUGGCAGAAUUAGAAAGAGAAUCGUUAGCAAAAUUGGCGGAAUUGGAAACGGAGUUAGGUGCGAUCAAAAUGGAUUAUGCCGAGGCUUUGGAAACACGUAGAUCAGUGGAGGAAGAACUCGCAGCCUUAAAGAGGCAAAGACAGGAUUCUGCCCGAAGACAGAGUGUCCUGGAGAACAAAAUUAUCGAGCUGGAAACUCUCACGGGAACAUUAACGAAAGGCUCAUCAGCCGCUAGUCUACGAAAUGGCACCGCAACAAGUCCUCUAAAUAAUUCGGAUAAUAUUACAUCAGAGAUAUUCACCUCGACACCGUCACCGACGUCGCAUGAAGCGCUUCCAGUGGCUCCUGCACCACCACCUCCACCUCCUCCACCGUGUCCACCGCCGCCUCCUAUGGCACCUCUUUCUCUGGGAGAUCAUAAGUUACCACCAACUGUUCCGAUACCUCCACCACCUGCCGGCAUGAUGCAAGCACCCAAUGGAGCAAUGACUAUCAAACGAAAAGUCCAAACAAAGUACAAGCUUCCGACACUUAAUUGGAUUGCUCUUAAACCUAAUCAAGUACGGGGUACUAUCUUCAAUGAACUGGAUGACGAUCGUUUGCAUAAUCAAAUCGACUUUUCUGACUUUGAAGAGCGAUUUAAGAUCGGCAUGAGUGGACACGUAGCCAAUGGUAACAGUGAAAUCGAUGGACUUCAAAAUUUUCCGAGUAAACGAUUUAAGAAAUCCGAAAAUGUAUCACUUUUGGAGCACACAAGAUUACGAAAUAUUGCUAUAUCUCGCCGAAAAAUGGAAAUGCCAAUCGAGAAAGUAAUAAUGGCGGUAAAUGCUCUCGACUUAAAAAUCCUUUCGCUUGAAAAUGUAGAAUUAUUGCAACGUAUGGUGCCUACAGAUCAAGAAAUUAAGGCUUACCGCGAAUAUAUUAUAGAAAAAAAGAAUGUCAAUUUGUUGACUGAAGAAGAUAAAUUUUUGAUGCAACUUGGUAAAGUCGAAAGAAUAUCUACCAAAUUGUCAAUUAUGAAUUAUAUAGGAAACUUUUUUGAUAAUUUACAUCUCAUUACGCCACAAAUACAUGCUGUGAUAUCUGCAUCCAGUUCGGUUAAGAGUUCAAAGAAGUUAAGAUCAGUAUUAGAAAUUAUUCUUGCCUUUGGUAACUACCUAAAUAGUAGCAAACGGGGCCCUGCGUAUGGCUUCAAAUUACAAAGCUUAGAUACAUUAUUAGAUACGAAAUCGACUGAUAAAAGGAUGUGCCUUUUGCAUUAUAUUGUUGCCACGAUACGCGUAAAGUUUCCAGAACUUAUUAAUUUUGAAUCAGAGUUAAUGUACAUCGACAAAGCUGCGACAGUUUCACUAGAGAAUAUAACAACUGAUGUUCACGAACUGGAGAAAGGUAUGGACCUUGUGCGAAAAGAGUUUGAGUUACGCGGCAAAGAGAAACACAAUACAGUAUUGCGCGAUUUUUUGAAUAAUUCUGAGGAGAAAUUACGUCGUUUAAAACUUGACGCACGUACCGCCGGCGAAGCAUUCCGAGAAUGUGUUGAAUUUUUUGGAGAAAGCCCGAGACAAGCUGAUGCCAACACCUUUUUCUCUCUUCUUGUUAGAUUCGCGAGAGCAUUUAAGGCAGCGGAUCAAGAAAAUGAACAGCGUCGUAGAUUAGAGGCUGCUGCAGCAGAAGCUUUAAACACUUCCGAAGAAGUUAUAAAACGUAACAAAUUAAAUCAAAAGAAACAACAGGAUGCUGUUAUAAACGAAUUGAAGAAUAAGACACGAUUAGUGCAAGAGAAAAAGCUGUUGCAACAAGACGAAGUGUACAAUGGCGCUCUAGAAGAUAUUCUUCUUGGUCUCAGGUCCGAACCGUAUCGUAGAGCGGAUGCUGUAAGACGUAGCCAACGACGACGUAUCGAUAAUCAUAGACUCUCGCGCACUGCUGAAGAGCUUGAGCUCUAAUUUUUUGACAUUUCCGACGCGUAUUUCAAAGUUUUUCUACUGAAGAGAAUAAAUUUGCCUUGUAAUAUUGACACUUCAUUAUAACUUAGGAACUUAUUCUAUAACUCUUAUCAAUCAUAGUGCUACAGUUACAGAAUAAGAGUUAAGAGUUACAGAAUAGGCUCCUUAAUUUUAUAUAAAUACGACGGGAAUCUCAAUAAAUAAGCACCAAUAGUUUGAGAAUACUUUUGAAAAUAUUAAUAGCUUGCACAAUGAAUAUAUACUUGUACAUUCUUUCAAUUUUGGAAGUCUUUUACAAAUAUACUUUGUUAUGAGUAUACAAAUUCGGAGAGAAUUGUGGAACGACGAUAUUCACUAUGUACAAUUAGAA